UCAUAAACCGGAAGUUUGUGGCCCGUCGGGAAGAGAACACGGAAGCGUAGCGAGAUGGGAUGCGAUGGCGGCACCAUCCCCAAGCGGCACGAGCUGGUCAAGGGGCCUCGCAAAGCUGUCAAGGUUGACAAAACUGCUGAACUGGUGGCAAGGUGGUACUACUGCACUCUGAGUCAGGAGAAGUUAUGUCGCCCCAUAGUAGCCUGUGAGCUAGGCAGGUUGUAUAAUAAAGAUGCUGUCAUUGAAUUUUUGUUGGACAAGUCAGCUGAUAAAACUCCUAUGGAAGCUGCAUCACAUAUCAAGAGCAUUAAGAAUGUAACAGAGCUAAAUCUUGCAGAUAAUCCAGCUUGGAGUGGUGAUAAAGAAAGUAAAAAAGGUGACACGUAUGAUGACAUGCAGUCUGCACGCUUUAUAUGCCCUGUGGUGGGGUUGGAAAUGAAUGGAAGGCAUAGGUUUUGCUUCCUGAGAAACUGUGGCUGUGUGUUCUCUGAACGUGCUCUCAAAGAAAUUAAAACAGAAGUUUGUCACAAGUGUGGUGUUCCCUUUCAAGAGGAAGAUGUGAUUAUCCUUAAUGGUAACAAAGAAGAUGUGGAAGUACUGAAGAAAAGAAUGGAGGAUAGAAGACUCAGAAGUAAAUUAGAAAAGAAGUCAAAGAAGUGUAAAUCAGCAGAAUCAGCUGCCCAGCAAGUCACCACUGAAGAUUCUGCAGGUCCAUCUAAAGUUAAGAACAGAAAGGACUGCAUUGCCUCCAGCUCUGGGGAGAAGAGACACAUCAUCUUCACCAAAAGUUCAGCAGAUGACAGAAGUUCAUCUGUCCCUGGAAAAGUCAGUAAGGCUUCUACUGCCACUAAGAGAUCCAUUGCAGACAGCGAGGAGAAAUCUGAGGCAUACAAAUCUAUUUUUACAACACACAGCUCAGCAAAACGUCCAAAGGAAGAGUGUUCCAAUUGGGUUACUCACACAGCAUACUGCUUCUGAAACAAUGAUGAGCCUGAUUGUAACCUUCAGCACUGCUUUCCUACCCUGAGGCUUUUUUGUACAACUCCAAUGCAGAAAGUAACUGUUUGUAAACUAACAAAUAGCUAAUGAACUUGUGUUAGUUGCAACUUGUAUUAAAUAAAAAAUAGAUAACCAGAAUCCAUGUUGUAUCAGCAUGCUGAAAUGAUGGAUAUUCACCCUGUGUGUUUUUUGUUGUUUCCCCAGUUGUAUGUGUGCUACAGUAACUAGUCUCAAAAGGAGGAACGAGGAUAGGAGAAUCUGCCUGCUCUCCUGUUGAUGUUUGCUGCAACUGUAUUUGAAGUUUUCAUUAUAUCAGCACAGAAAUUCAACUUUCUUAAAGAUUCUUUAGGUGUUUUCAAGUAAUGUACAUUUUGAUGGAGCACCAUAACUGUGACCCUUUGUGUUCAGUUGCACAGACAUAUAAACGCUUAUUUUGUUUGUGUUAGAACAGAAUAACUUUUCAUCAUAGUGUAUUAUCAUGGGGUUUCCUUUAGCCCUUUUAUUCUUAGCUUUUAUUCACAUCCAGGAGUCCUAUUAAAAUGUUACUAUUCCAUAGCAAUGAUUUAGUAGCUGAAUAUUUGAAUUCUGUAAUGCCUGCAGUGACCAGGAAGAGGCAUGGAGGCUUUUCACCUUUCCUUCUUCCUUUUUAAAAAUUAAAAUCUGCUUUAUUGAUCUUAUCUCAAACCAACCAGAAUAGGAGUGCAGAAGGUAGAUGGCUUUUACAACCACUGUGUGAUGCUACAGCGUUACUUUUGUGUGUGAAAAUGAUUAAUUAAUCCUCAUCAUUUCUUUUGAAAAGUGUCCCCGUUUAUAAUUGGCAAUAGUUAAUUGGAACUGCAAAUGUUGUGUUUAUAUUUGUGUAGGUGAUCUUCAUGAUUCAGGCGUGUUGAAAGAAACUGCUGGGAUUUUAUUUUUAUUUUGAUAGGUAUAAUUAAACAUUGGCUCUCUAGAGUUUAUAUGCAUUUUUGUUGGUGGGUCUACAUAUCACAGCGAAGUUUGGGGCUUACUUGAGCUUCCAGGAGGUGAGCAACCACACUUUCUAAGCAUGUCUCGUUGUCAGCUUUCUUCUUUCUGCUUUGUAUUUGUUUGUUGUUUGUUAUUUGUUAGUUACAGAUAAUGAAGUUUCUGCACAAAAAGACAGACUGCAGCAGUCCCUUUACUUGCAAUCUGAUUCUGUUUUGACAACAUGGGUUAAAGUCUUAUUUAUAGGAUUGCAUUUUUCUUUCACUUAAAUCAGUUUUAAGGAGAAUUACCUUAGUACUUUUGAUUUAGCUGUUACUUUGCUGAAGAAUGUGAGAAAAGGCCAUGUGCAAUAGUGCUUCCCUUUUCCUCAUAGCACGUUAGGCAGAGGCCUACCUGCUGACUGGGGAACGAACUUUCCUGCUCAUUGAGGCAUUACAGAGGUUGCUUCUUUUCCAUCUGGCCUGCUCAGCUAUUAAAAUAAGUGUAUGAUUACCAUGAUUUGGUUAAUAUACUAAUGCUUUGUAUACACUUGGGUUUAUUUUCUGGAAUUGAUCGUUUGUGCUGUUCCCUUUCAUCAGAAGGAAUUCUGUUUGGUAGUUUACCAUCCUGACUUUGUGGAUGGAGUUCUUAAAGUUUUGUUUAUGGUUUAUGGAAGCACUGUCAGUGACUGAUGAGGUCUUUUCCUUCCCUUUACGAAAAACAGCUGUGAAGGAAUGUGAUAUAUUGCUGGCGUGUGAUGCAAUUCAUCGCCACAAUUGACUUUUGUUAAUGUAAAAAAGAGGAGGAAAAAAUGGACACUUCUGUUAUUGGCAGGCAGUUGAGACUGGAACGUUGACUUGGCAAGUUUUAAUAGAUUCAAGCAAAUAGUUUGCUGGAG
Molecule: messenger RNA, 2839 nt
Organism: Phasianus colchicus (ring-necked pheasant)
Lineage: Eukaryota; Metazoa; Chordata; Aves; Galliformes; Phasianidae
Gene: RTF2
Product: replication termination factor 2
Biological process (GO): mitotic DNA replication termination
Cellular component (GO): nucleus
Source: RefSeq, a predicted model, not a curated record